UCGGCUCGAGCGCCUGCAGUUAAGUCACGCAGACACAGUAGAGAGAAGACGUUACCGAUAAAGAGACGUUAAUGGUGAUAAAGGUGAACAACUGGUGAACUACUGGUGAACUAUUUGUACGUUUCUUGGACUAUAUCGGGACACCGCUGCGGAGCAACUAUACCUGAAGAGACACCGGUGUAGUUAUUAACCACAAAGCUAACGUCCAACGGCUUUUAAUUUAAACUUUUAACGUUAACGUAACUGUUACCUGAAAGGACCACCAUGCUCCACCUUUGCCUCGUGUUGAUUUUAUCUGCCUCCGUUUUCUCAGAGUCGCAGGUGAGGGAGACGGAGACGUGGAUGCCCAUGAAGACCACACAGACCGCUGCCUUGUCGACGCACCCGGGUGACCUGGAGUCUUCAGGAGACUCCCAGAACGGCUCGGACUUCGGCUUCACGGACAACGAAGGAGACGAGGAUGACGAGGAUGACGAUUACUACACAGACACGCUGUACGACGACGAGGACGAGUACGACAACUUCUCCGGAUCUGGUGACACAGCAGCGACCGAGUCACCUGAACGAGAGCUCAGGCCGUCAGCGAAGCCUGACGCCAACGUCAACAAGAUCCCGGAGGCGGAGCGUCCCACGCGGCCGACCGUCAACGAGGUGGACAUCGUUAAGAACAGUAACGAGAUCCCUCCGCUGAGGAACGAGCCGAAAGCCAGCGAGGACUACCCAUCCAACGUCCUCAUGUCCCUCGCCGGCGAAGACAGCAUCUUUAACAAGACGGAGGUCCUCGCAGCUCUCAUCGCGGGCGGCGCCGUCGGCCUGAUGUUCGCCGUCCUCCUCAUCCUCCUCCUCAUCUACCGCAUGAAGAAGAAGGACGAGGGCAGCUACGAUUUGGGGAAGAAGCCCAUCUACAAGAAGGCGCCCACCACAGAGAUCUACGCAUAGACCCUCCCCCCUCCCUCCUCCCCCAAAACACACACACACACACACCUCACUCCCUUUAAAGCCCUCGAAAAAACCCAAUCAGGGCCAACGCCUGGCCUCACAGUGCCUCAUCAUCAUCAUCAUCAUCAUCAUCAUCAUCACCAUCAUCAUACCUCCUCUUCCUCACUUUUUCCUCUGACCGCACAGCCGGUCGGAGGACGGACGCUCAUGUAAACACAUCAGGAGAGAAGCCCCAACAACACAAUCGAUUGACUGACUCCUCCUACCUGAUUAAUAUUAUUGGUGCUCUCUCAACCAAUCAGAGGCUUUGUCGGUCUCUCUCUGGUUUUUGGAGAAAAGGAGCAACAGGAGUGGACUAUUUCAGCUGCGGUACACGGUGAUUUUUCAUUUCGUCUUGUGUUUUUUUUUUUUUUUUUUUUUUGUCCCCCACAUCGAGAGAAAAAAAACAACACAACUUUCUCAUCUCAUCUUUUUUUUUUGUCUUUGUUCACUUUCCAGUUAAAAACACUAACACUGUGCAAUGAUUGUCUCAGUAUGAUGGUACACAUUAACAUCCAGUCCAGUUAUUUAUUAUCUCCUCCCUUUAUUUUUCUUCUCCUUUGUUUUUUUGUUUUGUCUUCCUGGGACUGCAGCAGCUUCUCACAUUACUGUAGCAAAUGACUUUUAAAUGAACAUUUUUAUUUAAAAAAAAAAAAAAAAAUCUUGUGAUGCAGAGAGAUUUUCAGAAAUGUCCGUUUUUUAUUAUUAUUAUUCUUAAAGUUCCCUUCAUGAUGGGAGACGAUUAACUUCACAUUGAUUGAAUCUUGAAAAACGAUACCUCUCAAUAACACUGCGUCUUCUGCUUUUUAUGUCAUCCGUUACAACUCACCUUUAAUAUUUACAAUGAUUUUUCAGGCCGAUAUUGAUAUUUUAGACUUUUAAAAAAUCAGAAUAAUUAUAUAUUGGCUGAUUAUAAAUUCUCUCUUUUGUGUUUUUGUUUAAAGAAUUAAGAAAUGUGCUGGUAGUGGCGCCUUAAUUACAAUAUUUGUGAAUGCUUCUUCUUUGCUGGUUCUCCUGAGAAGACAAAAGAGGUCGAAGUAUUUACAAAUCAUUGUUUCUGCCUGCACACGCCGAGCAGAGCAGAGUUCACCUCCCCACCAGACCAUUCAGUUCAUGUUCUGUACAUUUUCAGAGUUCAUUAAAACGAUCUUGAAAGACUUUA
Thunnus maccoyii (southern bluefin tuna) is the source of this 2140-nucleotide messenger RNA. It is a transcript of the gene sdc4, whose product is annotated as syndecan 4. Gene Ontology annotation, biological process: cell migration. The transcript has 5 exons. Gene Ontology annotation, cellular component: cell surface; membrane. The record is from RefSeq and is a predicted model, not a curated record. Lineage: Eukaryota; Metazoa; Chordata; Actinopteri; Scombriformes; Scombridae. The coding region runs from base 265 to 939 and encodes 224 amino acids.